Molecule: messenger RNA, 6435 nt
Organism: Branchiostoma floridae (Florida lancelet)
Lineage: Eukaryota; Metazoa; Chordata; Leptocardii; Amphioxiformes; Branchiostomatidae
Product: arf-GAP with SH3 domain, ANK repeat and PH domain-containing protein 2-like
Exons: 36
Coding region: 128-3673 (1181 amino acids)
Biological process (GO): positive regulation of GTPase activity
Cellular component (GO): cytoplasm
Molecular function (GO): GTPase activator activity; protein binding
Source: RefSeq, a predicted model, not a curated record
GCCCCCUGUUUUCUCUACUACUUUCUGCUCUACUUCCUGCACAGUCGGCUCCACUUCCGGUUUCAAUCCAGGGCGCAUCCAUGUUUAAUUCACCCGAUUUUGGUUGAUUUUGCCCCAAAUUUUCGCCAUGCCGGAACAAAUAAGCGUGGCCGAGUUUCUGGAGGAGACUCGGGACGACUAUUCCUCGCCAACAACCUCCAACUUCGUCUGCAAAAUGCCGCUGAUGAAGAGUACAGUGUCCGUCUUGGAAGAGGAAACCUUGGACUUGGACAGAAGCGGGCUCAGCAAGAUGAAGAAGUCUGUCAAGGCCAUGGUCACCUCUGGAACAAGCCAUGUUGCCAAUGAGACAAUGUUCAGUGAGAAUAUGGAGAAGCUGGGAAACAACGCCCUAUCCCGGGACCAUGACCCAGACAUAGAUCAACGUGCCAUCAUAGGAGCGGCGUUCCUGAAGUUUUCAGUCUUCACCAGAGAGCUGACGGCCCUCAUGAAAAGUUUGGUGCAAAAUCUGAACAACAUAGUGAUGUUCCCACUAGACUCCUUAUUGAAGGGGGACCUAAAAGGAAUCAAAGGGGACUUGAAGAAACCAUUUGACAAGGCUUCCAAAGAAUAUGAUGCCAAAUAUUCCAAGAUAGAGAAAGAAAAGAAACAGCUUGCUAAGGAUGCAGGACUAAUAAGAACAGAGGUCUCUGGUGCUGAGGUGGCAGAAGAGAUGGAGAAGGAAAGAAGAAUGUUUCAGUUGCAAAUGUGUGAAUACUUGAUAAAAGUAAACGAGAUCAAGACCAAGAAGGGAGCAGAUUUGCUGCAGCAUCUUGUGGAGUAUUAUCAUGCACAGAACAAUUACUUUGCAGAUGGAAUGAAAACAGUAGAACAAUUCAAGUCAUAUGUGGACAAACUCAGCACUGAACUGCAGAGAAUUAAAAGGUCCCAGGAUGAAGAGAAGAAGCAGCUUGUGGAACUGCGUAACCAGCUGAGGUCAUCCAUGCAGAUUGACAAGGAAAAAGAGUCGCCGCCGCUGUCACGUUCCCACACCCUCAGCAGAAUUAGCAAACAGCAUUUCGCCUCCUCCAAGAGAAGGCUCUCUCAGCACCUAGUGGACUACUCGCACUCCUUUUUGCAGACCAGCACCACCAGCAGCUCCCAGUCGCUGAACCAGACACCCGGAUACCAGCUGCACCAGAUGCAAGGCAACAAGGCGCACGGCUGUGAGAAAACCGGCUUUCUGCUCAAGAAAAGUGACGGAAUAAGAAAGGUGUGGCAGAAGAGAAGAUGUACCAUUAAGAAUGGAUACCUAACUAUUGCUCAUUCCACUUCCACCAAGCCCCCAGCAAAGCUAAACCUUCUGACUUGCCAAGUGAAACUGACUCCAGAGGACAAAAAGUGCUUUGACCUCAUUUCCUACAAUAGAACAUACCACUUCCAAGCAGAGGAUGAAGACGACAUGUUACAAUGGAUGUCGGUGUUAUCAAACAGUAAGGAGGAGGCCCUGAACAACGCGUUUGGUGAGAACAAAACCAGCCAGUCUUCUGAGGAGAACAGCGUGGCAGAACUGAGACAGAACAUCAUCUCUGAAGUGAAGAGAAUGCCGGGCAACGGGCAGUGCUGUGACUGCAAUGCUGCAGACCCCACCUGGCUGUCUACCAACCUGGGAGUGCUGCUGUGUAUAGAGUGUUCAGGAGUCCACCGAGCUCUGGGAGUUCACAUCUCCAGAACACAGUCCUUAGAACUGGACGUCUUAAACACUUCAGAAUUACUGCUUGCCAGAACUGUGGGUAACAUGGGGUUCAACGACAUUAUGGAAUCUCGACUCGACCCCUCCCAGAAACCCACGGCCAACAGCACCAUGGAGGAGCGGCGGGAAUUUAUCCAGGACAAAUACGUCCACCACAAAUUUGCCACUGAGAUGUCCCUGCACGAUUUGUGCUCGGUUAUUCAACAAUGGCCGUCGGAAACCGACGCGUCUGAGGGGGAAGAAAGGAAGGAGUUUAUCCACGAGAAGUACGUCCAGCACAAGUUCCCCAUCAAGACAUGCUCAGAUAACGAGAUGAUGCUACAGGACCUGUGUCAGGCCGUCCUGUCACGGGACAUCUUCGCUCUACUCCAGGUGUUCGCUGAGGGGGUGGACAUGACAGCACCUCUUCCUGGUUAUGACCAGGGUGAGACAGCCCUGCACCUUGCCAUGAUGCAGGAGGAUGGAACAUCUCUACAUGUGGUUGACUUCCUGGUACAGAACAGCAAUAACCUUGAUGUGAAGACAAAGGCAGGGAACACUCCGCUGCACAUCUGUGCUCUACAUGACCAGACAGAGUGCAUGAAGCUGCUCCUCAGGAGCAAACCCAAACUCGACAUUGAUAAUAAUGACGGUGAAUCAGCCCUGGCUGUGUCAGUGAGAAAACAGCACCGGGUUUGUCAGGAGAUGUUGGAGCAGGCAUCUCAAGGGAAGCUGACCCUGUGUGAGAACAUCAACAUGGACUGGGCGCUGUCGCAGGACUAUGAGGAUGGACACCUCGACUUCAGCGAUGAUGAACUGGACGAGAAAGACAGAAUCAGUCCUGACAAAAAGAAAGCUCCCCGGCCGCAUAGCGUAUUCUCCUCUAUGACGCCAGAGAAACCAUUCAUGCGCGAGCGGUCGUCCUCCACGAGAGAGCGGCAGAGACCGUCCACGACAGUUGGUGAGCUGAUGAGCGCCAUCCCGCCUCCAUCCACCGCACCUCCCCCGCCGCCUACAAGAACUAAAAGUGAGACAAGGAAGGACACGAAAGGCAACUUAAUCGCUCUGCCGGCACAUAUGAAGGGACACAAGCGAACGUACUCUGACCCAGGCAGCCCUCCGCCCGUUGUCAUAGUAACCGACGUCGACAAUUUUCCCGAAGGAGCAACAGGAGGAAUAGCCCGUACAGGGUCUUUGAACGGAGAGCACAAUCGUAGCAGGACGCAGGAGCCGCCACCUCGCCCCCCUCCCCCCAAUCGACCUCUAAAACCAGAAAUCAAAGUCUUGCCCCCUCGACCCCCACCUCCCCCAGUCAGGGGCGCCUCCAUCACGAUCAAGCCAGGUACCCAGGUGUCCGAGGAAGACAUGCCUCCACCUCCACCUGUUCCCAAGUCACCUGGCGUUAUCGAGCAGAUGGAAAAAGACAGACACCACGGAGAGGAGCGGCCAUUUAUGUCCACAUUCCUCGGUGAGAAGCCCCAGCCCCUACCUCGGAACAAGGCCGUGUUAGACCGAGGGGCGCCCCCCACCCCACCUCCCAAACCUAGAUCGUCUUCCAUGCCAACACAGCCGCAAGCUGUUGCCAUCAAAAUCUCUGUGUGUGUUCCAAGUCCAGGUGCAUCCCCAGCUGCUCCUCGAAAGUCCGUUGACAGCCUGUCCAUGAACAGCGCAGAAGGAGACAUUGACAGCUCACCAGACAGAAGCCCUUCUCCCGUACCCUUACCUAGAAAGACUCAACCAUUUCUGGGAGGAUUUUUGACCAGGUAUGAGCAGACGAAGUCGCGACGAGUCCGAGCAGCCUUCCGCUGCAAGGCCGACAACGCGGACGAGCUCACUUUCGCUGAAGGAGAGAUCAUCGUUGUCCUAGCAGAGCCAGACAAGGAGUGGUGGGAGGGCCACAUCGAGGGUCAGCCGGAGAGACGAGGGCUCUUCCCUGUGAGCUUUGUCCAUGUGCUGAGUGACUGAACAAAAGAAGUAGCCAUGAGAGGUAGCCAUAGAAAAGUGACAGAAAGAUUGAAGAUCUUUCAAAGGUUUUAGAUAGAAAUUUGAAUGCUACGAUGCUGAUGCUAAAAGUCAAGGAUCUACUGAAUGUCUUGGACCAGCCAAGAAGGUUGGAGCAUCUUUCUUCUAGUACCAGAAGUUGUGAGUGGAGGAAAGGUAUCAUCAGGCAAUAUGUGGGUCAAAGGUUGUAGGUCAAAGGUCAAGUGUAAAACAUUGUCUUGCAGUCACUGCUGCUCUGUGAGCAAUGGUGUUGCAUCUUAGAAUGUGUAUUACUACAGAAAAAAAUAUCACACAAUGCAAGGUUUUAGAUUACAAUUAUUUACACUAGGCCACAACAAUUUCUAUGUUUUCAUGAGAUUUUGCCACACCAUUUUAUGUGAUUUGGGCAAAAAAGAGAAAGAUCAUUCAAGAUAUAGAUAAACCCUUCACAUUUUGUGCCAACAGUUGAAUAAAGUCUUUGUCUUCCUAGUUGUUACAAUUUUUGCAGAAAUAUGUAAAAGAAAAAUGAAUUAUGUUGACUUCAUAGUGACUUCAUUCAGAGGAGUCCAGGUUUCUUGUUGUUUUUUCAUAUCAUCUACCUGUUUCUUCUCUUUUUGUUUGGAAUCUGAGAAACGAGAAAUGAAAUUGGUGUGGCCUAAGACAUACUGAAUAUUUCAAUCAAGACAAAGCAAUGAAAACGUUACAAAGCAAACAACAAAAAUCCAAUUAUGGCAAAGUGAAACAAAAAGUGAUUGUGUGUUGUCAGAAGAGGAUUUUAGAAAUGAAACAAACAAAGAAUAAUUUGUUUUUUGAAUGCUUCAUUCAUAGAUCUUUGAAGCAAGGAGAUUUCAUGUGUACAUCAUGAAAAGAACAAUCGACUUCAAAAAUCUUGCCAAGAAUUUGACCUUGACCUUUGACAUUAGUUGUAGUUACAGUAUUACCUAUGAUGUUGCCAUAGCGACAGUUUUUUUUACAGUAUCUCAAAUCAUGAAACUACAAAUAAUAAUAAACUGUAAGUCUUCUGAUUCUCUAUAGCUCAAAUACUCCUGUUGAAUCAUGAAACAAAAGCUGAAGUAACAAUGAUAGAGAAACAAGGAAACCCUGUGAUUUUGUAAAGAAGAUGGGACAUUCCAUGUACAAAUUUUAGGAGGGGUGUUUUUUAUGAAAUGUGGAUUAUGAAAGACUCAUCCACAUUCAAUAUUGUGUCCUCUCUUUUGUGAUAAUUGAAGAGAAAAAAUCAUAUCAGAACUAAUAACUGAAUUCAUACAACUAAAUUAAGAAUACUCCGUAACUUAUUGUAUUGUAUUGCAUUGUACUGAAGUUAAUACUCAAGGCUUAGACAUGCUUACAGCAGCUGUAUACUACAGUUAUUGGUGUUUUAAGGACACUUUGAAGUACGAAAAAAAAGGAUGGACAGCUGCAUUUAUAAAUUCACAACACAUAUAUCCAUGAAAACAAAGUUCUAAUUGCGUCUCCAACUGAAGGUUAGAUUGUGAAUUGAACAAGCAGUAGAUAUGAAAAAAGACAAAGUUUUGGCGUAAAGUUUUGGGAAGCUUCAGUAAUUAGAAGAAAGGGAAUAAUGAAAUUCUGCUACCCACCUCUACCCUCCUCAAAUUUAUACAAUGGAACAUUCCAAGGAAUUUUAACAUAGGACUAGUCCAAGUUGUAGCAUGGGAGGGGUGAUGAGUUGUUGCCAGUGCUCAAUGUUUGAGUUGGAGAAGCCAAGUUUGUAAAUACUAUAGUUACCAUGGGCCAGUAUUUUACUUGACUUUGAUAAAAUGGUGUUUUUAUGGGGUCUUCAUUAGUAUAAGUAAUUACAGUAGAUUUACAACAAGGAGGCAUUUUGUGUGGCAAGUUUUUGGAUAAUGUGAAUUUGUGAAAAGUGCUACAGUCAAACCUGUACAAGUGACCACCUCUGCAUAAGGACCACAUGGCCAUUGAGAAUUACAGUCAAACCUGUACAUUCAAGUGACUGCCUACAUAUGAGGACCACCUGGUUAUUAAUAUACUGUAAAAUCUGUACUAGUGACUACCUUGACAUAAGGUUUGCCUGACCAUGUCUAAAAGGUUAGAGUUAUUUGAAUUUAUUUGAGGGCCAUUGGUGGCUGUUCCAGUUUGAGAGUCUGACAAGGUAUCAAUUUUUAAAAAGUGCAAAAAUGGUGAGAUUUCGUCUGUGGACAAUAAUGCUAGGAUACAGCUUACAGUUUUGCUACCUAGUAUACAUUUUGUGUCUGUUCUAUAACUUGCUAUUGACAAAAGCUACCUGUAGUCCCUAUCAAAACGUCUAGAACUGAACAUUGCUUGUCUUUUUUAGUAUCUACUGUAACUAAAAUCCUUCAAGAUACUGAAGGUAUGAUCUCCAAAAUGCCAUUCUUCCUAUUUGUAUUUUAAUGUGCCAUAUCAGUUGAAUUAUUGACAAGCACCAAUGCUAAUUUUGUAACCCAAAAUUGUCCAAAAUGCUUCCUUGUUGCAGAUCUUUACAAGACAUCUUUAAAAAAAUAGUGACCCCUUUACCCAAACAGGGUGUUUGUGAACAAUCUUUGUGUAAAUGUACAUAUUUAAGAGAUACUUUCUGUGUCAACUCAAAUGAAACUUUUCUAUAUCUAUCUAUACACACAAGUAAACUAUUAGUACAUGUAGUCAAGAUGAUUGUCAUUGGGGUAUAUCGCAAUGGUGGUAAACUUAUAUACUAGCUGCUUGUGUGUGCUGUGGAAAGAGUAAAGAAUAAGUGGUCAAAUACAUUCAUG